Erythranthe guttata (spotted monkey flower) is the source of this 1437-nucleotide messenger RNA. The record is from RefSeq and is a predicted model, not a curated record. NCBI's taxonomy places the organism in Eukaryota, Viridiplantae, Streptophyta, Magnoliopsida, Lamiales, Phrymaceae.
ACUCAGAUGAAGUUCAACCUUACAUUGAGUAAGUGACUUGCUAAUAUUUUGAGUUACUACUAUCUUCAAUUGAUUUCCAAUUAAAAAAUUACACAAAUCCUUCUAGGGAGCAUUUCGAGACCAUUAAGAAUAAAAUCUCGACAAGUGACCAUGCAUACCAAUGGCGCAUUCAACAAUUACAAGAAAAAGAAUUUCGUCAUUGGUUUCAAUCCUAUGUAAGUGUUUGAUUUGACUUGAACUUCCUUUGCAAAUUGUUUUGAACAAAGUAGUAAUAAUUAAUUGAUAACGAAAUAGGUGCAAGGAAAAAGUGAAUUGUCUGAAGAUCUGAAAGCCUUAGCUUGUUCACCUCAAUUUAGAGUGAAGAAUUUAAAGAGAUUUGAAGUGCAAGGAUUUAUGUUCCGCACAAAAUCAUCUGAAGAGUCUCUUUUAACUCAAAAUAGUGGUGUUUUUGUCAAAGCAAAGACUACUAGUUUCGCAAGCUCAAAGGAUAAAUCUCCGAAAGAAGAAGAUGUAGGGUACUACGGCGUAAUAAAAGACAUCAUUGAACUUUCAUUCGCUGUAGGUACAAAAAAGGUGGUUUUGUUCGAGUGUGAUUGGGCUAAUAUUCGCAUGAAUAAGACGGAUGGUUUGAGAUUUACACUUAUGAACUUAACAAAACCAGAUAUAAAAACAAGUCCUUUUGUUAUGCCAUGUCAAGUAUUGCAAGCAUUCUACGUUGAUGAUCCGCAAGAUAAACCAUGGAUGGUUCCUAUUGUUAUUAAACCAAGGGACAACUUUGCCUUGAGUCCUGAUGAUCCUACUGCACUUGAAGAUGAAUGCUAUGAGAUACUUCCUAUAAACCAUGACAUAAAUAUUAUAGAUGAUAUGGAAGAGUGAGGGAUUAUUUUGUUGAUCAAAUGUUAGUUGAUUGUAAUUUACUUGUAAUAUACUUUUGUUUAUGUGAUCAUUUUAUUUUUUUAUUAUAAUUUACUUGUUAUAUAAAUUAUGUUUAAUAUUUAUUGCCAUAUAUCAUGCAUGUCAUAAGUAUUAUGUUCAUUUUAUUUUUGUCUACGUAUAUCUUAUUUCUUUUCUCAGGCGAGCGAUGUCGGAGGAAGAUAUUUCUGUUGAUCAUAUAGGAACCGAGUCUACAGGUACUGACGUGGUUGAUUUGGAGUUUGACGACAAGGGUAUUCCCGUUGCACCUGGGAGAAACUAUGUGAUCAAUUUCAUUCUAUUUCCACUUCUGGUGUUGAUGGGAAGUCCAAAUCAACCAAAUGCAAGGACUCGCGAAAGAAAGUCUCGACAGACCACCAUUGGGGUCGAACAAGUAUCAAUAGUUGGUCCCACAAUCAUUUUAAAAAAUUGGGCAAAAAUCCUACGGUGUUUGAUACGUAUAAGAAAGCAUAUAUGGGUAUUGAUGUACUGAGGGAAACCGGGCCAAGUAUUAGUGAGGAAGGA